Messenger RNA from Labeo rohita (rohu), 1623 nucleotides. RefSeq names its product homeobox A9a (gene hoxa9a). Gene Ontology annotation, biological process: anterior/posterior pattern specification; proximal/distal pattern formation; DNA-templated transcription. The record is from RefSeq and is a predicted model, not a curated record. Gene Ontology annotation, cellular component: nucleus. The transcript has 2 exons. Gene Ontology annotation, molecular function: DNA-binding transcription factor activity, RNA polymerase II-specific; RNA polymerase II cis-regulatory region sequence-specific DNA binding. Lineage: Eukaryota; Metazoa; Chordata; Actinopteri; Cypriniformes; Cyprinidae.
GCACCUCACCCAAUCAAAUGGCAGUUUGCUCUCAACUUAUUAGCUGACUGGGGCUUUGUGAGGGGGAUGUUGCCUCUCCAUUUUCACAGAUUGUUAUUUUGUGAGCGUGUUACUGUAUGUGUGUGUUAGUGUUUUUAUGUGUGUGUAUGCAUGAGAGUGCGUCCCUGCCAUGUCGACAUCCGGAGCUCUGACAGGAUAUUAUGCUGACUCUCUUGUUAUGCCGGACAACGAGGAGACUCGCUUCUCCUCAGGGUCAGGGCUCAUUCAGCACAGGCCCUCCGUUCUACCCACAGACCAUACAGAGCUCGGUCCCUGCACAUUCCCGGCAAAGCAACCCGUUUAUGGUGGCUCGGGUUGGGGCCACAUCCCAACGCAUUUCUCCAGCGGUGUACCGUCAGUGUAUCAGCCGCAUACGCAACCUCCAGUAGCUGGGGAUUACGUGCAGUCUUGGCUCUUGGACUCUGCAUGUGGGCUGCCUCUCACUGAGCUACCGACGAUCCAUCAUCACUUUCAUGCCAAACCUGAUACAAAUAGAACGAAUGAUAACGGCACAGAGGCCAGUUCACAUGCCGUACUACCUUCUGGAGACUUCACUAAUGGAGGAUGUUCUGCCGACACUGAGACAGUUUCUGGCCGGACUGCUGACAAGGGAGGCGAUAUAGAGAAGAAACCGGGCGCUGAUCCAGACAACCCUGUGUCCAACUGGCUUCACGCGAGCUCGACGCGUAAAAAACGAUGCCCUUAUACUAAGCACCAGAUCCUCGAGCUGGAGAAAGAGUUUUUAUUUAACACUUACCUCACGCGCGACCGGCGGUACGAGGUCGCCCGUCUACUGAACCUCACGGAGAGACAGGUCAAAAUUUGGUUCCAAAACCGCAGGAUGAAGAUGAAAAAAUUAAACAAAGAUGGAACGAAGGACGACUAAGAAUGAAGCACUUCGUGUAGGUGAGGAUGUGAGAUAAUCCAUCCUUUUACUGAAAUGAUCAUGUCGUGGGAUUUUACAUUAGGUCUUGUGUUAUUCAAGCAUUUUGUUAACGCAUGCUGGGAUCCAAUAGUUUUAUAUAUUGGAUUAGGCUAAUUUUUGUCAUGAGUGGUUCCAUCUUACUGAAUACGGCACAAUUAUUUUUUCCAGACGUAUUUUUAAAUACUCGCUGACGCUGCAUUCUUCAAAAUUUCAGUUGGACCAAAUUUAUUAGUAAUGAAUAAACAUGUUGGAACAAUAUGCUAUACCUCUUCAAUUGUAGUUAGUAUAUCCGUGUGUAUUUCGGCCCGCAAAUUAAGUUCUGUAGCGUUUCCUAAAUUUUCGCUAGAGUGAGAGAGAGGGAAAAAUAUGGGCCCAUGUAUAUGUAAAGUCAAUACACUUGUGUACAUGAGAUAUGUACCAUUAGAAAGUAUUUCCUUUUUUUUGUAUGUGCUAUUAGAAAAUUUUGUUUUGUAUUGACAAUUAUGACAUUACCACUACCUAGUCACUUCACUACCUAUUUGUUUUGAAUCGACCAAAAUUUUCACGCCAUAUCAGCCGAUAUGAUAUUGGGUGAAGUCUGUGAACUUCAGGGAACCAGUAAAAAUAGAUACUGAGCUGUAGAAAAAGCACUGUAGGCAACUUUUUAAAUACCUCAUGGU